Molecule: messenger RNA, 1645 nt
Organism: Chelonoidis abingdonii (Abingdon island giant tortoise)
Lineage: Eukaryota; Metazoa; Chordata; Testudines; Testudinidae
Source: RefSeq, a predicted model, not a curated record
AGUCUCACUUAGCUGUCAUUUCACGUAAAGCGGAAGGAGGUGUGCGUCUUGUAUCAGAAGCCUUGGACUGUUCAAGCCACAGGAAACCGUACCAGCUCUGGCAUGGAGAUGGGGACAUCUUGGCGUGUGUGGCUCAUGCUCCUCCUUUUCUACAAAGCCGGGGCCGGCAGAGCAGAGGCAGGCGCGAUGGAGCUGAGCCGGAUUCUGGGGGGCUCCAUCACUUUCCUCCUGGAUUUCCCAGCAGAGCAAGUUAAAAGUGUUGUCUGGACGGUAAACACAACGAGGAGUAUAGUAACUGUAGGAGCAGGAAACCCCCCCAAUGUCAUUGUGUCCGACCCAUCCUACGAGGGACGCCUCAGAUUCCCUGCCGAGAGCAACUCACUUCAGAUCACCAGCCUGAGGAUGGGGGACAUGGGCACCUACAGAGCUCAAAUCACCACAGCUACAGGCACCAUCCACAGACCCUUCCUGCUGCGCGUGUACAAGCAAGUACCGGAGCCAGCUGUCCUCUGUGACUCAGGGACCUGUGUGAAUGAAACCUGUAACUACAACCUGAGCUGCACUGUCAGGGAUGGAGGGGACAAUGUGACCUACAGCUGGACUCACACAGCAGGGGGCGCUGUUGUACCCAAUGGGUCCAUUCUGCACAUCUCUCUGAGCCCCCAUGAUGCUCACCUGAAUGUUACCUGCACAGCCCAGAAUCCCGCCAGUAACAGCACCACAACCGCCUCUGCAAAGGGCCUUUGUGCAGCACCCACAACAGCCACCACCACUGUAAACUCAUCUCAGUUCCAAUCUGCCAGUACGGCUGGAAUUGCAGUUCCAAUUGUUAUUGGCAUCAUCAUCGUUGUCGUCAUUGCUCUGUGCUAUGUGCACCGGCAAAAACACAAAAAAGAGGCUGAUGCAGAAAAAAACACGGUUUACGCCCAAGUCGGUAAUUUGCCACUGCCUUGCAGUAGAACAGGGACUCCGAAAGGGGGGCUGAAGACCAAGGAGGAUGAGACAAAAACGAUCUAUGCCACAGUCCAGAACCCAAACCAGUCGCCUCUGCAAACGGAUGAUGAGAAGCUGGGCAAGGACGGCCUGGAGUCCAUGAAGAACGGCAAGAAAACCAUUUAUGCCACAGUCAACGAGCCAACCCAGACAAAGACCACCAAGUCCACAGAUGCUGAUGAUUCUGCGGCCACUCCAAAACCUCAAAGGACGACAGAAUAUGACAAGAUCAUCUAAUAGCUUGUCAAGGCAACACAAACAUGCAGCGAGAAACAAGGAAUAAUUCAGUACCCCUGCAUCACACACCCAAACAGCAGAGGAUCAAUGCAUAUAAUUUGUACAGCGCCUUGCACAAUAGGGUCCUAGUCCCCGACUGGGCUCCCAUCUGCUACUGCAAAUUGUAAUGUGGACAGGCCCUGGUCCUUGGUGGGCAGACUGUCAGCACAAACUCUUCCAAGACAGGGAGCUGAUUUGUGCAACUGCUCAACAAAGAGGUGUUUUCCCCAGAUAUGCACUAUGGUCUCAGAUUCAGCCCCUGGCCCUUGUGCCAUGGGAAUCCAACCCGUCUCACUCCACUGACUUCGGCUAUAAUGUUUAAGAAGACGGGAGUGUGGUAAACGUCUGUCUCAAAUCUGGACUUAGAGUUCAACAU